AUGGAUCCUGCGAAACUGAUCUCGAAAGCCCGGGAGACUCGAGACUCCUCUAUUGCACGGGUCGAACCCCCUCUUGCACCACUUCCAGACCCUCUUCCCAAGAACGUCACGAAAAUCCCCAGCCAGAUUUUGACUGCCGGGGAGCUUGAGAUAACCGCCCUUGAUGCUCCCGAGUUACUAAAAGCCAUUCGGGACAAAGUAUACUCAUCCGAGGACGUUACACGUGCCUUCCUAAGACGAGCAGCUCUUGCCCAGAAACUCACAAAUUGCAUCACUGAGCUCCUCCCCGAGCGAGCCAUCGAGCGAGCAAAAUACCUAGACUCGCUCCCUCACCCUAUAGGCCCUUUCCACGGCUUACCCAUCUCCAUCAAAGAGCACCAUGGAAUGCGAGGCUGUUCCACUAACGGCGGCUACGCGGCCCUCGUUGAACGAGAUCCCGAUGGAGAUCUGCCCCUGAACGACGUGCUCUGGGAAGCAGGCGCCGUGUUCUACGCAAGGACUACGCAGCCCCAAGCUGUCAUGCACCUGGAAACGUCGACCGGUAUCUACGGCAUCACGGUCAAUCCUUGGAAUACCGAUCUCACGGCUGGAGGCAGCUCUGGGGGUGAAAGUGCACUUGUUGCUAUAAGGGGUAGUGUUUUGGGAAUGGGUGGUGAUAUCGGAGGUUCUAUCCGGUGUCCUGCAGCCAAUACUGGGAUCUAUGGCUUUAAACCGACACCAGGACGAAUUUGCAGCACGGGAACUGUAGUUGCGAGUUCAGGGCAGGAGGGAGUCAUGGCGACCAAAGGACCCAUGUCAACCUCGCGUUCCGGACUAGAUCUAUUCAUGGAAGCCUACCUAAGUUACGAACCAUGGACCAAAGAAGACUCAAUAGCCCCCAUCCCCUGGCGGCCCAUCACUCUCCCCCCAAAGCUAAAAAUCGCCAUCAUGUGGUCCGACAACAUCGUGACUCCCCACCCCCCCAUAACCCGUGCUCUAAAAGAAGUCGCCCAGACCCUCCAAGCCGCAGGUCACGAAAUCGUCGACUGGAUCCCAGAAGCCCACGACGAAUGCUGGGACAUCACCCACUCCCUGUACUACGAAGACGGCGCCAAGUGCGUCGAAGCGCUCCUCGCCAAAGGCGGCGAGGAACUCCUCCCUCUGACCGAAUGGCUCAUCAAAGACAACGAGAACGUCAAAUGGCGCACUGCAGAGGAAGUAUGUGCCCUCAAAGUAAAACGCAACGCCUACCGACAGCGCUACAACAAACUCUGGCGUAGCACCGCCUCAGCAAACUCCCCCAUGGUAGACGCGAUUCUCUGUCCCACCGGCCCCGGCGCAGCCCCUCCCCACGGAAACGCCAAGUACUGGAGUUACACCAGCCAAUGGAAUCUCCUCGAAUAUCCUGGUGUCGUCUUCCCCGUCACGUCUGUGGACCAGAAGGUAGAUGUCAAGGAUGAGAAGUACGUGCCGAUGAAUGAGCAGGAUAGGUUUAAUUACGACUUGUAUGAACCGGGACGAUAUGUGGAUGCGCCGGUUGGCCUGCAGAUUGUGACGAGGAAGUGGGAGGAUGAGAAGUGUUUGAAGGUGCUGGAGGUUGUGGAGAAGGCUAUGGGGAGGAAGUAG
Molecule: messenger RNA, 1605 nt
Organism: Lachnellula hyalina
Lineage: Eukaryota; Fungi; Ascomycota; Leotiomycetes; Helotiales; Lachnaceae
Product: putative amidase
Exons: 4
Coding region: 1-1605 (534 amino acids)
Source: RefSeq, a predicted model, not a curated record